CAAACUCCUUUUAGGAAAGGGCACACAAACCCCGUCGGUGCCCAGAGCAGUGGUUGUUUCCCUCUCUUUUGGGGUCUGGCUCAUAAAGGAGGCASCUUGGGGAAAGACCCCCUUGGUUAUGCCAAAAUGCCCUGGCAAGGCUCCCACUGUUGCUGUUCUGCCUGGAAAUGUCUUAUUUUUUACACUUUUCCAGUGAUACUAUGCUGAAUUUUCUUCCUCCUUCCUUCCUCCUCUCUUGGUGUCCACCUGCUGUUGCCCAAGCGCAGCAGGAUCUGCCAGGCCGGACGAACAUCUCGGCACCCACCUCCCCAUCGCUGAUGCGAGAUGCUCUCCACACCAAGAUGGAGCAGCUGGAGGAGCAGCUGCUGUCCAAGAUCCUGACGCUGCAGAAGGAGCGCCAGGCGGCCAACAGCGACCGCAGCCAGCAGCAGCACGACAUCGAGAAGGAGCUGAACUCCCUCCAGAACCGGGUUGCCGAGCUGGAGCAUGGGCCACCAGCCUUCAGCCCUCCCGACGCCUUCAAGGUGACCAUCCCCGUGCAGAACAACUACAUGUAUGCCCGCAUGAAGAAGACCCUGCCGGAGCUGUACGCCUUCACCAUCUGCAUGUGGCUGAAGUCCAAGGCCACAGGUGGCCUCGGCACCCCCUUCUCCUACUCCGUCCCAGGGCAGGCCAAYGAGAUUGUGCUGCUGGAGUGGGGCACCAACCCCCUGGAGCUGCUCAUCAAUGACAAGGUUGCCCAGCUGCCCCUGAGCCUGAAGGACAAAGCCUGGCACCACAUCUGCGUGGCGUGGACCACCCGGGACGGCAAGUGGGCAGCCUACCAGGACGGYGUGCAGCGCGGUGCCAGCGAGAACCUGGCCUCCUGGCACGCCAUCAAGCCCCAGGGGGUGAUCAUCCUCGGCCAGGAGCAGGACACCCUGGGCGGCCGGUUUGACGCCACGCAGGCCUUCGUGGGGGAGAUCGCGCACUUUGGCAUCUGGGACCACAUGCUGGCGCCGGCGGACGUGCAGGCCAUGGCCAACUGCACCGUGCGCCUGCAAGGCAACGUGAUCCAGUGGGAGGAGCAGGCCGUGGAGGUGUUCGGCGGCGCCGGCAAGGCGAGCUUCACGGCGUGCGAGGAGAGGAGGAAGGCGUGAGCGGCACCCGCCGCGAGCAGCACGGCAGCCGCCC
Molecule: messenger RNA, 1173 nt
Organism: Nothoprocta perdicaria
Lineage: Eukaryota; Metazoa; Chordata; Aves; Tinamiformes; Tinamidae
Gene: NPTXR
Product: neuronal pentraxin receptor
Exons: 4
Coding region: 168-1139 (323 amino acids)
Source: RefSeq, a predicted model, not a curated record